Botrytis byssoidea is the source of this 1813-nucleotide messenger RNA. RefSeq lists its product as uncharacterized. Gene Ontology annotation, cellular component: cytosol. Gene Ontology annotation, molecular function: chorismate synthase activity; FMN binding. Gene Ontology annotation, biological process: chorismate biosynthetic process; aromatic amino acid biosynthetic process. The record is from RefSeq and is a predicted model, not a curated record. Lineage: Eukaryota; Fungi; Ascomycota; Leotiomycetes; Helotiales; Sclerotiniaceae. The coding region runs from base 285 to 1613 and encodes 442 amino acids. The transcript is spliced from 2 exons.
CAGAUAAAUUGACAUUUCCAGAUUUCCUAGUAAAUUGACAAGGGUAUUCUUCGGGACAUUACCACAUUACCUCCACCAGACUCUCGAUGACCAGGGUAUUUCUUUUCCCAUCUCACAUCAUCCCACAUCAUCCCGACGAAUCGGGUCCGGGCUCGGAAAAAGUCAAGAAAGAGUCAAAAGAGUCAUCACAUCAAUUCAUUUUUUGAUUUUUAUUUACAUAUAAUAUAGACUCUUGUUGAUACCCUUUUCUACUUUAUUCCAUAUUCCUCAUACUUCUUUUCAAAAUGUCUACAUUUGGUCAAUAUUUCAAAGUUACUACUUACGGAGAGUCGCAUUGUCGCUCUGUAGGAUGUAUAGUCGAUGGAGUUCCACCAGGAAUGGAGCUCACAGAAGCAGAUAUCCAACCCCAAAUGACUCGUCGUCGUCCAGGUCAAUCCGCCCUUACCACUCCCCGCGAUGAAAAAGAUAAAGUCGAGAUCCAAUCUGGAACAGAAUUUGGAAUUACCCUUGGCACACCGAUUGGAAUGAUUGUUCGUAAUCAAGAUCAACGACCACACGAUUAUGGAAACAAAACAAUGGACCUUUACCCUCGCCCUUCUCAUGCGGAUUGGACAUACCUCGAGAAGUACGGUGUCAAGGCUAGCAGUGGUGGUGGAAGAAGUAGCGCAAGAGAAACAAUUGGUAGAGUUGCAGCAAGUGCAAUUGCUGAGAAAUAUCUAAGGCUCGCACACGGAAUUGAAAUUGUCGCAUUCGUCUCUUCCGUCGGCAGUACCCACAUGUUCCCUCCAACCGUCGAACACCCAAGUCCCUCCACAAACCCCGCUUUCCUUUCAUUGAUACAAGACGUAACACGUGAACGUGUUGACGAAUUCGUCCCAGUCCGCUGCCCUGACGCCAAAGCAUCCGAGAAAAUGGCCGAAAUUAUCGCAGAAUACAGAGAUAAACAAGAUAGCAUUGGAGGAACUGUUACUUGCGUAAUCCGUAAUGUUCCUUCUGGCCUUGGUGAACCUUGUUUCGAUAAAAUGGAAGCAAUGCUCGCCCAUGCUAUGCUCAGUAUCCCAGCCUCGAAAGGUUUCGAAAUCGGAUCCGGAUUCGGUGGCUGUGAAGUCCCAGGUUCCAAACACAAUGAUCCAUUUAUUCUUGCUACUGAAGUACCACCUCUCGAGACUGGUGCAUCAAAGAAUGGAAUUCCUCGUCCUAAGUUAACAACUAAGACCAACAAUUCUGCUGGUAUUCAAGGAGGUAUCACAAAUGGUGCACCCAUAUAUUUCCGUGUAGCUUUCAAACCAGCAGCCACCAUUGGUCAAGCCCAACAAACUGCCACUUAUGACGGCAGUGGUUCCGGUAUUCUCGAAGCCAAGGGUCGUCAUGAUCCAUGCGUUGUUCCUCGUGCAGUACCUAUUGUAGAGGCAAUGGCAGCUCUCACAGUCAUCGAUGCAUUAAUGGCACAACAAGCCCGUCAAACCUCAAGGAGUCUGUUACCACCUCUCAAAAAUAUCGUACCUGCGAAAUACACACUAGUAGGGGGUGAGGCUGCAAAGGAGAAGAUGGAAAUACAGGAUAAGGGAGUUGCAGGUGGUAUUGAUGGGGAGGUUUUGAAUGGAUCAAAUUAACUCACGCUUUUAUGUGUAAAUUGUAAAUAGUUUUGGGGUAGAAUAAAAGCGUUAAACAGGCCAGUUCCAUGAAAUUCGGCGUUAUGUCCUCUGAUCAUUUAAACAUCGAAAGACGAUGACAAUAUAAAUUUGAAUUUCCACUCUCAUUACCUCCUACCGAUGCAUGAAAUUACUUGUAAUCUGAAUUUUCUCAAAUGGAU